Meloidogyne enterolobii is the source of this 375-nucleotide messenger RNA. The record is from the annotation of a GenBank genome assembly. Lineage: Eukaryota; Metazoa; Nematoda; Chromadorea; Rhabditida; Meloidogynidae.
AUGGUUAAUCACAACGUCCAAUAUUUAUUUAACAUUAUUCUUUUAAUAAUUAUCUCACCCCUCUUUGGAUGGGAAGUGUACGAGCCAUUUGCAGGCUCUUUAAGUUUCUAUAAUGAACUACACUUUGCUUUUUGUGUACCAAAAGAUACUGACGCAGAAAAUGAUUUGUUAGUUGCUAUUAGCGAUAAACAAUGGCGCACAGAUGUAAAUAAACCUGAUGAUCCACUUUGCCAUGUUUGUCUUAAAGUUGAUUACAACGGGAAAUGCAUCACAGUCCCUGUCAGAGAUGUCUGCUUUGAGUGUUCAGCAACACACGCAAAAUUGUCAAAACCUGCAUUUGAGAAGCUCGAAAGUUUGGCUGUUGGAAGCGUUUAA